UUUCAGCUGUGAGGGCCACUUCUCAGCCAGCUCUCCAGGAUGGUGGAGCCCUUCUUGGGAAACUGGAAACUGGUCUCCAGUGAAAACUUUGAGAAUUACAUGAAAGAACUAGGAGUAAAUUCUGCAACUAGGAACACGGUGGGAUCAGCGAAAGUGAAGAUUAUUAUUAGUAAGGAUGGGGACACAGUAACCAUCCAAACAGAAAGUAUCAAAAGCACGGUUAUCUCCUUCCAGCUUGGAAUAGAAUUUGAUGAAACCACUGCAGACAACCGGAAAGUAAAGGGUGUCAUAACAUUAGACAGUGGCUCAAUGAUUCAUGUCCAAAAGUGGCUGGGCAAAGAAACAACGAUCAAAAGAAACAUUGUAGACAGAAAAAUG
Chinchilla lanigera (long-tailed chinchilla) is the source of this 378-nucleotide messenger RNA. RefSeq names its product fatty acid binding protein 9, testis (gene Fabp9). Gene Ontology annotation, biological process: fatty acid transport. Gene Ontology annotation, cellular component: cytosol; nucleus. NCBI's taxonomy places the organism in Eukaryota, Metazoa, Chordata, Mammalia, Rodentia, Chinchillidae. Gene Ontology annotation, molecular function: fatty acid binding. The record is from RefSeq and is a predicted model, not a curated record.